Peromyscus leucopus (white-footed mouse) is the source of this 3619-nucleotide messenger RNA. It is a transcript of the gene Scn3b, whose product is annotated as sodium voltage-gated channel beta subunit 3. Bases 1359 to 2045 code for a protein of 228 amino acids. The transcript is spliced from 6 exons. The record is from RefSeq and is a predicted model, not a curated record. Lineage: Eukaryota; Metazoa; Chordata; Mammalia; Rodentia; Cricetidae. Gene Ontology annotation, molecular function: sodium channel regulator activity. Gene Ontology annotation, biological process: regulation of heart rate by cardiac conduction; ventricular cardiac muscle cell action potential; sodium ion transport. Gene Ontology annotation, cellular component: voltage-gated sodium channel complex.
GACAAAAAGAAGCUCGCUUGGCUUCCUUCUGUGCAUGUCUGCCAGACAUGGGUGUCCACAUGUGCUCCCAGAGAGCUGUCUUUGGAGAUUGCAAAGGCACCUCCCCCACUGCCCUGUGGCUUGAUUUUUUCCCCCCUAACCUUCUUUGGUGCUUCUCCCAGCCUCCCUCCCUUCUUAAUUAUUCCUGUUUUCUCCCCUAGCCUUUCCCUUUGCGGAAAAGGAAUGUAUCAUGCUUAUUAUUUUAAAAUUCUUGCUUGCGUUAACAUUGCAUUAUUCAGUGAAGAGUCAGUUUUGAACAUCUCAGUGGGUUUGGGGGCUCAUUUCUCUCUACUUUAAAAAAAAAUAAAAGCCCAAAAACUGGAUGCAUGCUUUUUUGAGGGAGAAAACACUGUAGUUCAUCCAUCUGUUAGAUUUUUAACAAGGAAUCGGUGAGAUAGUAGCUCCAGCCAUUUGCUGGUGUGUAUUAAUAAAUGGGAAGUGCAUUUAGUUUGCAGGAACCUUUGGAGCUGAGGUGCUUUGGUAUUUGGUGAGCUGGAUUGUUUUAUUUGUUUGUUUGUUUUUGCUGGAGUUUUUGUUAUUGUUGUUUUUCCUCUUGGUUGUCAGCUGUGAGAAACUGAGACGACAUUGCCCCUCCAGAUAAGGGAUUUGUGGCAAUAAUGCUGGGCUAAGCAGCUUCCGGCACAGCUUACAACAGGGGACCUGAAUGAGUGCUAAGGGAAUGGGCAUCUAGGUGUUAAUGAAAUACUGUGAUACAUUUUACUGUAUGUCUCUGUUUAUAAGUGUGUGCACUAGCAUGUAUCUGAGCCUAUUAUUAUGAGUAAUUAAAUGAACUAGUGAGACCCAGCAGUGUGUGUGUGUGUGUGUGUGUGUGUGUGUGUGUGUGUGUGUGUGUGUUCUUCUGACAUCUUUGCUUUCAUGUCUCUGACCCGGCCCUCAGAUCAAGUAUAGGUGCUCUUCAGUUCAUAAAUCAGUUUACAUUCAUUUGUUUACCUUCCUCCAAACUCAAAAGUACAACAACAACAAAAGCCAUAAUGGAUUAUGCCCACCUCCCUUACAGAAAGUAGGCUUGGGGAAUUAUGUUCCUGUGCUGGCCUUGGCUCCCAUUCUUCCUGGGCAGUGGCAGGCAUGCCCUCUUUGCCUUAGCGUCACUUUGUCAAGCCUUGGAUACGAACUGUAGCUGCAUGUAUUGUUUGGAUUUUGCAUGUGACCAGGGGAAGAGCCCAGUUUCCUGUUGAACAAAAUGCCCAAUGAAACAAGAAUAGGAAGGAAAAGGAAGAAAAUCACGCCAACCCCAAGGGCAGACUCACCACAACCCAUUCCCUGGAGACUCCAGCACGCUUGGAGAGGGAGCUGACAUAAUGUGCACACCGCCGCCGGUGAGCUCACCUGUCCGGAAGAUCAAGGCUGCUGUUUGCUCCAGGGAAAUGCUAGGGGCAGGGAGGCUUAGAAGAGUCAGAGUCUGCUUCCCUGUGUGUGUGGAAGUACCCUCGGAGACGGAAGCCGUGCAGGGCAAUCCCAUGAAGCUGCGCUGCAUCUCCUGUAUGAAGAGGGAGGAGGUGGAGGCCACCACUGUGGUGGAAUGGUUCUACAGGCCUGAGGGCGGUAAAGAUUUCCUUAUAUAUGAGUAUCGAAAUGGCCACCAGGAGGUGGAGAGCCCCUUCCAAGGUCGUCUGCAGUGGAAUGGGAGCAAAGACCUCCAGGAUGUGUCCAUCACCGUGCUCAAUGUCACUCUGAACGACUCUGGCCUCUACACGUGCAAUGUGUCCAGGGAGUUCGAAUUUGAGGCACACAGGCCCUUUGUGAAGACCACGAGACUAAUACCCUUGAGAGUCACUGAAGAGGCGGGAGAAGACUUCACCUCUGUGGUCUCAGAAAUCAUGAUGUACAUCCUCCUGGUCUUCCUCACCUUGUGGCUGUUCAUUGAGAUGAUCUACUGCUACAGAAAGGUCUCCAAGGCUGAAGAGGCAGCCCAGGAAAAUGCGUCUGACUACCUUGCUAUCCCUUCAGAGAACAAGGAGAACUCGGUGGUCCCUGUGGAGGAAUAAUGUGGUGUGACUUGAGGUGAUCUGAGCACUGAGGGACUGGAUAUUCCCAGUUCAGUGAUGUCAGCAGCAUCAGCAAGGUGCCCCCAGGAGUCCCAGUGCAUCUGUCUAUCUAUUCAUCAACCACCCACCCAACUGUGAGAUUUUACCUGACUUCCAAGCUCUAUUGGAACUCUACACAUCUUGCCUGAACUGAAGAGCCAACAUCUCCGACAUGGACUAAACCUCACUCUGUCCUUGCUUUCAAGCAAGCAGCUCCCAACUCCACUAAAGUUGUCCCCUAUGCUCCAAAUGACUUUAGAUAAGUACUGGAGAGUAGUGUUCCCUCUGCCCAAACUGUCUGCAAUUGGGUCGUUCUCCACUGCUACGAAAUGAAUGAUGUAUACCAGAAGGAAGCAUUGGUCAGUUUGGGUUAAAGCCGAAGCAUGCUGUGCACUUAGAUUCACUGAAGUCAGUUUUUCCUAAGUCCAUGGCCUGCUUUGCAGAGCACCAGAAAGCAGCAUGCCCCUCCAGGGUUUCCAGGAACAUCUUCCAUGUGGACUGGUCUGCUUUCCGGAGCUUAGUGUUUCAGGGCUAGAUCUCCAUAAUUCCAAAGGCCUGGAGCAAACCCAGAACUUCUAAGAAGGCAAGGAAGGAUCCAGGGUAAUUUCACUAGUUCUUGAAAGUGAUAUAACACACUCUUGAUAUUGGAAACAUGGCUGUGUGUCCUUUCUGGGUUGAAAUUGCUCAGUUGCUCUUUUCUCAGUGUCUGUGGAUCAGUAUUAUCCCUCAUUUUACAAGAGGCAGCUGAGACUCACACAGGGUUGAAUGGGACAGGUAGGGGAUUAAAGUGGCCUAGAGAUGAGAUUUCAAUGCUACCAACCUCACAUUCCCUGAAAUGAGCGAUGUUUUUGAAGAUACUGACAUCCAGCUUGGCUAUAGCCAUGCAACUUGCCCAGCAGAGGCUAACUAGGAUUGAUUCAGGGAACUGGAAACCACGCAAGAAAACACAGAGGGCAUGAGAUAGACCUGCAGAAUUUCCCACAAAGAUUUAUGAAUCUGAAGCAUCCUCCAGGAGACACAGCCUCUGAGGGUGAUAUCUAUAUAAACUAAGAUGUUUUAGUCUGAGACGGAUGAUGGUGGACAAAGUGACAAAGAUGGGUGUGUAGCUUCUAAAUACCUCGCCUGUAACCUGUAAUGUUUGGUAUCUGGUGUUUGUGUACCCCGCCCCCACCUCCCCACCCCCGACCCAGGAGAGCAGACAAAAAGUGAGAAGAUCUUGGUCAACAUCUCAUGAUCUCAUUAUAAUGACUGUUCUAAGUGCAAUAUUCUUUAGCCCCUACAGAUAGCAAGGGCAGGAGGCCUUAAGGGAUAUAAAAAGAUGGAAGUGGGAGUCAAUAAGAGAAUGUCCCUCAGAUCUGGAGAGAUCUCUAAGAAAGACCAUUCUCCACUCCCACGGGGGUUUGUAUAACAAACUCGCUUUUUCACCCCCUUCAUCACUGGGGCAUACUUGAAACAAGACCCUCAACAUCUAUGAAAAGAGUCUACUUUUGUUGGAGAAAAUAUUCGCAAUAAAUUCAAGACCCUUCUUCUCACCA